AUGGGCGGCAUGGGCGGCAUGGGCGGCAUGGGCGGCAUGGGCGGCAUGGGCGGCAUGGGCGACUACGGCGGCGGCGACUACGGCGACUACGGCGGCCAAGGAGAAGAGGAAGAGUUGGAAAUGCCGGAAGGUCCGUACGAAGUCGAACCGUUAGGGAAGGAGAAUUUCACAUCCAUUUUGAAAGACUUGGACGGAGCUUUAGUAGAGUUUUACGCGCCGUGGUGUGGACACUGUAAAAAGUUGGAGCCGCAUUACGAAUACGCCGCGAGAGCUGUGAAAGAGAGCGAAAAGUUGGAAGGUAAGAACGUGAAGUUGUUCAAAGUUGACGCGACCUUGGAAGAAGCGCUAGCGAAAGAAUUGGGCGUGGAAGGGUUUCCAACCAUGAAGUGGUUCGAGAAAGGCGAAUUGAAGAAGGAUUACCAAUCCGGAAGAGACCAAUACGCCAUCGCGAAUUACGUCGAGCGUCAAAUGGGCGAACCGAGCGUUGAUUUGACGACGAUGAAAGUGUUCACCGGCGAAGAGGCGCCGAAGAAAGUGAAAGAGGCGAAAGAAGACGGCGAUGAAGGCGAAGAAGAAGACGAGGAUGAAGACGAAGAUGAAGAAAAGCGAGCGACUUUGAUCGCGGUUUUCGACGAAUUGGGCUCUUCCCCAGCCUUCGCGGACUUUUACGCCAUGGCGAAAGAUAUCGAUCUCGACGGCCUCGACGUAGCGCACACAGAUAAUCGCGCGAACGUUGCCAAAUUGGGCCUGACCAAUUUCAAAAGACCGUCCAACCCGGCGAUGGUUUUGAUGUUUGAAAACGAAAAAGGCCAGAAAUCUUUCGCCGAGUACGACGGGAAAUGGGAGGCGAAAGAGAUCACCAAGUUUGCCGCCGUCGCGCAACUUCCAUGGGUCAUUCCAUUCGAGCAAGAAUACAUCAACAAAGUCUUUGAAUCUGGCGUGACUGCGCAAGUUUUGGUCUUUCACGACGGCGAGAACGAGGAAACUGCGAAAGAACUCCACGCCCUCCUCGAGGAAGUUUCCAAGGAAGACAACAAGAGCGGCAAGAUUUUGUUCGUCACCGUGGACAUUAAAGGUAGCGAUGCCGAGGGUGUUUUGGAAUACUUUGACGUGGUCGUCGGCGAGGACGAGUUCCAACCGCAAGCGGUCAUCUUUUCGCAACCAAGCGAACCCGAACCGGUGAAUAAGGACGAGAAGGAGAAACCACGCAUCGAAGAAGGCCAAAAGAAGUAUAAGCUCGAAAACGCGCCGACGAUUACGAAACCAAUCAUGCAACAGUUCAUCAAAGCUUUCGAAGCGGGUUUGUUGCAGGAACACUUAAAGUCCGAACCUAUUCCGGAGGAAAACUACGGUCCGUUGUACAAAGUUGUCGGCGAAAACUUUGAUGAAAUGGUCAACGACAGCGAAACGGAUGUCUUUCUCGAAGUGUACGCGCCGUGGUGCGGGCACUGCAAAGAACUCGCGCCGACAAUCAAGAAACUCGCCAAGAGGUUCAAAGACGUGCCGACGGUGAAAAUUUGCGAUAUGGACGGUACCGCGAACGAGCAUCCUUUAGUAAAGGAUGCGAAAGGUUUCCCGGCGAUUUAUUUCUUUCCCGCCGGGGAGAAAGGUGUAAGAGUUCCAUGGGACGAAGAGGAGAAGAGAACGGUUGGCGGCUUCACGAGAUUUAUUCAAGCGAACGCAAAACUUCCGUUUGAUUUGCCGAAAAUUAAGUCCAAGGAAGAAAAAGCUGCGGAGAGGGAAGCGAAGAAGAAAGCCAAGGAGUUCGAAGAGGCGCACGAAGAGUUGUAA
Bathycoccus prasinos is the source of this 1791-nucleotide messenger RNA. RefSeq lists its product with no specific name. The record is from RefSeq and is a predicted model, not a curated record. The coding region runs from base 1 to 1791 and encodes 596 amino acids. Gene Ontology annotation, biological process: response to endoplasmic reticulum stress; protein folding. Lineage: Eukaryota; Viridiplantae; Chlorophyta; Mamiellophyceae; Mamiellales; Bathycoccaceae. Gene Ontology annotation, cellular component: endoplasmic reticulum. Gene Ontology annotation, molecular function: protein disulfide isomerase activity. The transcript has a single exon.